UCAUAACAGCCAUUUGGUGAGGUGAGAUCAGUGGAAGUCCUAAGUUCUAAAUUCUGCAGAUACCAUGAUUUCUGUCCGCUCUGUCCUGUUCACUCUGGUACUGUUCUCCGAACUGAGCGGCAACAUGGUCACUGUAGCCAUGCCUGCAGCUAAACUAGAAGUUGGUGAGACAGAACAAGAAGGCCUGGAUUUGAUCCGGGGUGACGAGCCCAUGGUUGAGCCUGUUGUGUUUCCUCCAGUGUACCGAAGGAGCCUUUUGCUGGACAAUACCAUCAGAGAUGAAGACGAGAGCCCUAAAGCCCUCAUCAUCUCGGACACGAGGCUGAAAGGGCACAGUGUUCGUGGGCUGACCCCGGCCUUCACCCGGAGCUCGAUCCACACUCCUGCUGAGUACAGUUUGAAAAUAGAUCGAAGGGACACCGACCUUGACGUGCUGCGAUGUAUGAUAGGAAGAGUGUACCGACCCUGCUGGGAAGCAUAAGUGUUUCUCUUAUGCUGCCACCCAUCAAUGGAUGCGAUGUAAAAAAUUCCCUCCUAGUGCAUUGCCUUGUAGAGACAAAAUAAAAGUUUAUUAAAAAUGAA
Molecule: messenger RNA, 582 nt
Organism: Acanthochromis polyacanthus (spiny chromis)
Lineage: Eukaryota; Metazoa; Chordata; Actinopteri; Pomacentridae
Gene: pmch
Product: pro-melanin-concentrating hormone
Exons: 3
Coding region: 65-481 (138 amino acids)
Biological process (GO): chemical synaptic transmission; behavior
Molecular function (GO): type 1 melanin-concentrating hormone receptor binding; melanin-concentrating hormone activity
Source: RefSeq, a predicted model, not a curated record